This is a messenger RNA of Gracilinanus agilis (Agile Gracile Mouse Opossum), 1797 nucleotides long. RefSeq names its product DAB adaptor protein 1 (gene DAB1). The record is from RefSeq and is a predicted model, not a curated record. Gene Ontology annotation, biological process: ventral spinal cord development; lateral motor column neuron migration. Bases 1 to 1797 code for a protein of 598 amino acids. The transcript has 14 exons. Lineage: Eukaryota; Metazoa; Chordata; Mammalia; Didelphimorphia; Didelphidae.
AUGGGCCUGUGUCUCCCUUCCGGCUCGGGUCGGCCAGUGGCCCUUGGGAUCCCCGGGGAGGCAGGUCAGGAUCGCAGUGAAGCCACUUUGAUAAAGAGAUUCAAAGGCGAAGGCGUCCGAUACAAGGCCAAGCUGAUUGGCAUUGAUGAGGUUUCUGCCGCCCGGGGAGACAAGUUAUGUCAAGAUUCCAUGAUGAAGCUCAAGGGAGUUGUCGCUGGAGCCCGUUCCAAAGGAGAACACAAACAGAAAAUCUUUUUAACCAUCUCCUUUGGAGGAAUCAAAAUCUUUGAUGAAAAGACAGGAGCACUCCAACAUCACCAUGCUGUGCACGAAAUUUCCUACAUCGCAAAAGAUAUCACAGACCACCGAGCCUUUGGAUAUGUCUGUGGGAAAGAAGGAAACCACAGAUUUGUGGCCAUCAAAACAGCCCAGGCAGCAGAACCCGUGAUCCUGGACCUGCGUGAUCUCUUUCAGCUCAUUUAUGAAUUGAAACAGAGAGAAGAGCUGGAGAAGAAGGCACAGAAGGAUAAACAGUGCGAACAGGCAGUGUACCAGACAAUUUUGGAGGAGGAUGUAGAAGAUCCCGUGUACCAGUACAUUGUGUUUGAGGCUGGACAUGAGCCAAUCCGUGAGCCUGAAACAGAAGAGAACAUUUACCAGGUAUCGAACUACUUGCCAUCUUACUUACCAUUGCUGCAGAGCCCAGACUUCAAGAACUUGGAGUCCUGUGGGGAAGGGAAUGGUCACUCCUUUGAUGACUUUGAGGAGCGCUUUGCAGCAGCCAUACCGAACCGAAACUCACUGGUGGACUUUGACGAGUGUUACAGGGUCGAAAAUCAGGCUGUGACCCAGUUAGAGCUUUUUGGGGACAUGUCUACCCCUCCAGAUAUAACCUCUCCCCCAACUCCUGCCACUCCAGGUGAUGCCUUUAUCCCGUCUUCAUCUCAGACACUCCCCUCUAGUGCAGAACUGUUUGGUCCUGUACCUUUCAGCAGUACUGCUGUACCCUCAGGUUACGUUGCCAUGGGCGCUGUCCUUCCCUCCUUCUGGGGGCAGCAGCCCCUUGUUCAACAGCAAAUCGCCAUGGGUGCUCCGCCGCCAGUGGCUCAGGUGAUGCCAGGGGGUCAGCCAAUAGCAUGGGGCCAGCCAGGCAUCUUCCCUGCCCCCCAGCAGCCAUGGCCAUCUGUAGCUGGUCAGUUCCCGCCCACCGCCUUCAUGCCAACACAGACUGUGAUGCCUUUACCGGCUGCCAUGUUUCAAGGUGCCCUCGCUCCCCUCGCCGCCAUCCCUACCACCAGCGAUUCCACCCGAUCGAGUCCCCAGACAGACAGGCCCCGGCAGAAAAUGGGAAAAGAAAUGUUCAAAGAUUUCCAGAUGGUCCCACCUCCCCCGGUGCCCUCCCGGAAACCUGACCAGCCUUCCCUCAGUUGUACCUCAGAGGCCUUCUCCAGUUACUUCAACAAAGUCGGGGUGGCGCAGGAUACAGAUGACUGUGAUGACUUUGACAUCUCACAACUGAACUUGACCCCUGUGACUUCAACAACACCAUCGACCAACUCACCUCCAACCCCAGCACCCAGGCAAAGUUCUCCAUCUAAAUCAUCAGCAUCCCAUGCAUCCCAUGCCAGUGACCCCACUACGGACGACAUCUUUGAAGAGGGCUUUGAAAGCCCCAGCAAAAGUGAAGAACAAGAAGCUCCUGAUGGGUCUCAGGCCUCAUCCAGCAGUGAUCCAUUUGGUGAGCCCAGUGGUGGGGACCCCAGUGGUGAUAAUAUAAGUCCAGAGGUCGGUAGCUAG